Molecule: messenger RNA, 859 nt
Organism: Triplophysa dalaica
Lineage: Eukaryota; Metazoa; Chordata; Actinopteri; Cypriniformes; Nemacheilidae
Exons: 4
Coding region: 117-818 (233 amino acids)
Source: RefSeq, a predicted model, not a curated record
UUUUUCUUCAUUAAUCACACCAAUUUAAACUAUAUCAAAUGCUCUAUUCUAGCCAUGGAUGCAUGACCCACCACUGAGCUUUAAAGUUUAUUUCCAGGACACAAGGCUGAUUCACAAUGAAUCUUUUCAAGUCUUUGGAUACUUCUACAUCUGCGGACAUCAGUAGAAAGAUGCUUUUCCCUGCGUGUCAAAACUUGACCUCUGGUCACAUUUAUAGACGCGUCUCACCACACCCAGGAGUUCCCCCUGAUCCAUGGAGCAUCAAAGCACCUGACUUCACCCCAAAACUGUACAAAUCUAUGGGUCUGCCACGAAUCAAAAGAAAAAAUGCUCACCUUUUUAAAUCCAAAGAUAGCCUGGUAGAUAAAUCCAUCAUUUCGGAAAAUAUGAACAAAACGACUCCCUCAUUAUUACCUGGACUUGAGCAAAAGAGAUAUAAAGCAAAACCAUUUAUCACAUAUUACAAGCCACCAGACUCACUAGAGUCAAAACUGUUGUUUGCGAAAACAGGAAAGUAUCCCAUGGGGCCAUACAAAGAUCCCAAACCUCAUAACUUUAGACCUUGUGCUGAAGGAAUGCCAGACAUAAUCACCUCAUUGGACAAGGAUUCUGGUGGUUUAAUUUUUAAAUCUGAAUACCUAAGAACAGUUGCAGAAAGCCAGCAUGAUCUGAACAUCUCUCACAGAGACAAACUGAGCAAAAUGGACACUUUCAAGCCUGCUGAUCCUAAAUGGGACUCAAUGCUAGUUCUACCAAAGAUGCCGUGGCCACCAAAAUCUGCAUCUUAUUCAGUGAGCAGAACAAAGUCACAUUUAUGACAUUUUAUUACCCUUUUGACUUAUUAACAUAUUUAUUUGUU